UUCUGAGCCCUUUCACCUAGCAUCAAGUUUAACGCAUUUUCAUUUCAAAGUUCGUCCUAAGCGUGGAGUAAAGGCUGCGGAGCAAUCGGGGGACCUCCUUUCAACUUAGGGCACUCCAACAAUCCUUAUCACUGGACCCAUUCAGAACGCCUCCUGAGUACUAGCGAUCAUUCAAUGGCUGCCUGGGAUUGCGACGCCACGCCCACACGUCCACGUCUCAGAUGAAAAACAGAACUGAUGCUGUGUUUUUGGAGUCAAGCAGAGUCAAGCUGCCUCUUCUUCAUUGGUUCUUCACCGUCAAGUAGAAAGUCGUCUUUCGCCAGAGUUCAUUAUUAGUUGGAUGAAUGCUUCCUGGAGUGAUCUGCAGAAGCCCCUGGACUGGUGGUAUGGCGUAAGUAGGUGGGACAGCUAACAAUCAUGGCGCAGGCUGCGCAGCUAGAGAUUUAAUUGAAGGACUAGGACUAGUCCUUGUUGAGUCCUUGCUGGGGAUGCGUUGUGUAUUCAUUUUGAUCGUAGAAGCGCCGUGCGGAUCCUCCUCGACCAAAAUAACAACCCUGAUGCUAGUGAGGAGUACCCACUGCCCAGGUCCGAUAUGCGCUAGAAGUGGGGAUAGGAGUGCACCUCUCCGUGGAGGUAUUAGGGAGUGAAGAACGUAGAGCAUGACUUCACAUUUCACUGGUGCGUUAAGUAGAGCACGGAUUACCAUGUUGGCCGCCGCGAACAAGAUCCCCGCAUCGUUUGCUAUUCACAUUUUGUUUUUUGGUGCCUUCAAAACCCGUCCUUGGACUGCAGUUACCCUCGAGAUUCAGUGCUUCAGCGCUCAUGGCAUUGUACGACGCACAGCUCAAUACGUGCUAUACUAUCUGGAUGAUUCUGUGGGGAAAGAACAGCAUUCUGGCCAAGGGAGAAGGGCCGAUAUUCACAAGUGCCGUGCAAUGGUCCAAGGUUUAGGUCGUCUACGUCGGAAUCCCCUUCCCCGCGUCCUUUUCUUCAAAGAACUCCAUCAGCCGUCAAUUGUCGGUAACCCGCUGUUGUCAAAAAUUGCCUAA
Laccaria bicolor S238N-H82 is the source of this 1049-nucleotide messenger RNA. RefSeq lists its product as uncharacterized. NCBI's taxonomy places the organism in Eukaryota, Fungi, Basidiomycota, Agaricomycetes, Agaricales, Hydnangiaceae. The record is from RefSeq and is a predicted model, not a curated record. The transcript has 4 exons. The coding region runs from base 660 to 1049 and encodes 129 amino acids.